Messenger RNA from Panicum hallii, 2102 nucleotides. Its product is annotated as folate-biopterin transporter 1, chloroplastic-like. NCBI's taxonomy places the organism in Eukaryota, Viridiplantae, Streptophyta, Magnoliopsida, Poales, Poaceae. The record is from RefSeq and is a predicted model, not a curated record. The transcript is spliced from 9 exons. Gene Ontology annotation, cellular component: membrane. The coding region runs from base 64 to 1776 and encodes 570 amino acids.
GACUGAGCCCGAGGAAACGGGAGGAGAGGAGAGAAGCAAAACGAAGCUCGCAACCACGCGGAGAUGGCCUUCCGCUUCCUGCUCUCCCCGCCGAUCCUUCCGCUUCGGAGUCCCACCGCCACCGCCACCGCCACGGUCGCGUCGUACCUAAUCUCCGCCGUCCACGGCCGCCGCCGUCGCCGCCCGCUGGAACACGGCUGCCGCUGCGGUCGCCCGCCAGAGACGGCGCUUCGUGGCAGCUCCGGGGCCCGCGACUCGUACGACGACGAGGAGGCCGCCCCCCGGCCCCUCGUCAUCGACGGCAGUAGAGAAUCCUCCUCGGACCGUCAAACGGGGAGUGCAGCACCAAGAGAUCAGGUAACUUUGAAAGAAGGGGGCACAAGUAAUGCAGACCACGAGGGGUGGCAAAAUAGGCAAUGUAGUACAGAUGGGUUUUCAGAGAGCAGAUCCAAGUCAGGCUACUUCAAAGCAUUCGGGGUUGAUUUGUCCCCUGAUAAUGUGGCUGUUGCUAUCGUCUAUUUUGUGCAAGGAGUUUUAGGUCUUUCCAGGCUUGCUGUCAGCUUCUACUUAAAAGAUGAUCUUCAUCUCGAUCCAGCAGAGACUGCAGUUAUAUCUGGUUUCUCAGCCUUGCCAUGGUUGAUCAAACCCCUCUAUGGCUUUAUCAGUGAUUCCAUCCCUCUCUUUGGAUAUCGAAGAAGGUCAUAUCUAUUUCUAUCUGGCCUCCUAGGAGCACUUUCAUGGAGUUUGAUGGCGACUAUUGUGGAUGAUAAAUACAGUGCAGCACUCUCUAUUGUUCUUGGAUCUCUUGCAGUUGCCGUCUCUGAUGUCGUGGUUGAUUCUAUGGUGGUUGAGAGAGCUCGAGGUGAAUCGCAGAGUACAUCUGGAUCUCUCCAGUCACUAUGUUGGGGAUCCUCAGCCUUUGGAGGAGUUGUGAGUGCAUACUUCAGUGGUUCUUUUGUGGAUACUUAUGGCGUAAGAUUUGUCUUUGGUGUUACAGCACUUUUGCCGCUCUUGACGUCUACUGUUGCAGUUCUUGUAAAUGAAGAACGCUUGCCUUUGGGGGAACGUUCAGUCUCACUUUCAGUUUCAAGUUCAGAGUUAAUUGAGAGAUCUAAGCAGCGUAUCAUGCAGAUUUGGAAUUCAGUAAAGCAACCUAGCAUAUUCCUACCAACCUUGUUCAUAUUCCUUUGGCAAGCAACACCACAAUCAGACUCUGCUAUGUUUUUCUUUACCACAAAUAAGCUUGGGUUUUCUCCGGAAUUUCUAGGACGUGUCACGCUUGUUACAUCUAUUGCAUCCUUAUUGGGUAUUGGGCUGUACAAUUCGUUUUUGAAGGAAGUUCCAUUGAGGAAAAUAUUCCUUGUGACAACAGUUGUAGGUUCUGCUCUGGGAAUGACACAGGUUCUUCUUGUCACUGGCCUGAGCCGAAAACUUGGCAUAAGCGAUGAAUGGUUCUCCAUUGGGGAUUCCUUGAUUAUCACUGUUCUUGGUCAGGCUUCCUUCAUGCCUGUCUUGGUGUUAGCUGCGAAAUUGUGCCCUCCAGGAGUGGAAGCAACUUUGUUUGCUACUUUGAUGUCCAUUUCAAAUGCGGGCAGUGUUGCUGGCGGUCUAGUGGGCGCGGGUCUAACACAGUUCCUGGGAGUCACCAGAGACAAUUUUGAAAAUCUGGCUCUGCUGAUUGCCGUCUGCAAUCUCACUUCCCUGCUACCUCUUCCUCUUCUGGGUCUCCUGCCAGAUGAAUCCCCUACAGAUAGUUCACAGACAAAAAAUGAUUGACGUUCUCUCUUGAUGGAUUGUUACGAGACGUGUAAACUGGUGUAAGACUGCUUUUGUCUUGAGCACAGCAGUGGUCAUCACUGUAUAGAAAGAAUGGUGCGCUGACAAUGUACAAGGAGGAAGCAAUUUUUUUGCCUGGCGACUCCUUCACCAAGUGCCGUCCUCCUCCCAAGAAUCCACGCGAGAGCAGGCUGCCAGCACGCAAGAGGAGGCGGCAUGCAUGGUGGUGAGGCGGACGCCGAGUCUCGGUCCUGCUGUUGCUCUUUCUGGUUGUCCUCGUGUCCUGCAACUGCAAUUUCUUCAUAUGAACUGUGCGCUAUUAUUCA